Messenger RNA from Arabidopsis thaliana (thale cress), 1038 nucleotides. RefSeq names its product peptidemethionine sulfoxide reductase 3 (gene PMSR3). Bases 194 to 802 code for a protein of 202 amino acids. The transcript is spliced from 2 exons. The record is from RefSeq and is marked reviewed. Gene Ontology annotation, cellular component: cytosol. Gene Ontology annotation, molecular function: peptide-methionine (S)-S-oxide reductase activity; L-methionine (S)-S-oxide reductase activity. Lineage: Eukaryota; Viridiplantae; Streptophyta; Magnoliopsida; Brassicales; Brassicaceae.
GGUUCGGUGUAGUAAAUUCACCGUUUGACCGUAUCUAUAUCACAGAUGAUUCACUGCGAUUAAAAGUUGUGGUUAUCACUAUCUAAUCGUGAUCGCUACCAAAACGCAAACGCUAGUUACCGGAAGACACGUCUUGAGUUUCGCAGCAUCUCUCUCCUCUCCUCUGUUCAUAUCUCUCUUUAGAAAUUUCUCAAUGAACAUACUCAACAGAUUGGGUUUGGGAUCAAGUGGGCAAACCAAUAUGGAUCCUUCUCCGAUCGCUCAGGGAAAUGACGAUGACACACCGGCGCCGGGGAAUCAGUUUGCCCAAUUCGGAGCUGGAUGUUUCUGGGGUGUCGAGCUGGCGUUUCAGAGAGUCCCAGGGGUGACUCAGACCGAGGCUGGAUACACCCAAGGGACCGUAGACAAUCCUUCAUACGGAGAUGUUUGUUCUGGUACCACAGGCCAUUCGGAGGUUGUUAGGGUUCAAUAUGAUCUUAACGAUUGCACCUAUGAGUCUCUGCUUGAUUUGUUCUGGUCUAGGCAUGAUCCCACCACUUUGAAUCGCCAGGGAAAUGACGUGGGAACCCAAUACAGAUCUGGAAUAUACUUCUACACACCCGAGCAGGAGAAACUAGCCCGUGAGUCACUUGAACGUCACCAGCAACAAAUGGAGAGAAAGAUCAUGACUGAAAUCUUGCCAGCUAAGAAAUUCUACAGAGCUGAAGAGCAUCAUCAACAGUAUCUGUCAAAAGGUGGGCGGUUUGGCCAAGGGCAAUCCACUGCCAAAGGCUGCAACGACCCAAUCCGCUGUUACGGCUAAUAAGCUGCUUUCCUCUGUCCCUCUCCGAAAACAGAGGACUUAGCAUCAAAGGACUUGUGUGUCAAAUAGAUUGUGUAAAACUUGACUAAGUUGUUCACACGCUAUGUAACUACUUCUUUGGAAUUUCAUUCGCAAUGUUGUAAUAUUGAUGUUAUACUCUAUAAACAUAAACCAAAUAAUCAUUGCGAUCCUUACUAGAUCUAAAAAGCCAUCAACAUGGUAAAUGUAGCCAACGA